This is a messenger RNA of Aspergillus candidus, 1172 nucleotides long. RefSeq lists its product as uncharacterized. The coding region runs from base 140 to 886 and encodes 248 amino acids. The transcript is spliced from 2 exons. The record is from RefSeq and is a predicted model, not a curated record. NCBI's taxonomy places the organism in Eukaryota, Fungi, Ascomycota, Eurotiomycetes, Eurotiales, Aspergillaceae.
GCCCAUCCAUGGGUAGGCGUGCCUAUUGUCUUGUUUAUUCUACUGAUACUUGUUGAUUCUACUAAUACUACCUACCUAUUCUACUAAUACCUCAAAACCCCACCUAUCCUUACUAUACCUCUUCCACCAAUAAUCGAAAAUGCCCCGCGGUAUACCAGGUCCCCACCCAGGGACACCCAACAAGAAGCGCAAACACGAAGAAGACCUCUCCGAAAACCCAUACACGCGCAAAUCCCGCGCCCGAACGGCUCGGCUCACGGGCGCUGACCGCACCAUGGAUAAUGCCCGCAAUGCGGACCGCCAGGCUGUGAAUCGUCGGUUGAGGCGGAUAAAGGUUUCCGCUGAGUAUCUCUCGGCGGACGAUGACGCUAGGAAGCGUAUGCUGGGGGAUGCGGUGAAGAGGGAGAUUGAGUAUCGGGAUUCGAUUGGUCGGUCUGCGACGGCUAUUGCGGAGAAGAUUGGAUAUCGCGAUGGCUCGACUAGCACUCAGCAGAUCAGCAAGGAUAAACCCGUCGAGAAGAAUCCUGACGACAUGAUUCCUGUGGUUUUGACGUGCAAGCAGUGCGCUGGGAGUGCCAAGGACUUGGUGUCUAAGUGUGCGCCUGUUGAUGGGAAGACUGAUGGCAAGACUGAUGGCAAAACUGAUGGCAAGUCUGAUGACAAGCCCAAGCCAUCUCGGAGCGCGAACACUACAAGAAAACCAGAAGAUCCCGCGCUUACUGCUAAAAAAGCCGAAAGUACACCAAGCAAGCUCGAACAGCGCAAUGAGGACACUCAACAGCCAUGGAGCUGGGAUAGUUGGUCAAUGUUUUGGAAGACGGCUGUUACUCCCAUCUUUAGCAAGGCGAAACGGCUUAGUCGGGUUGGGGGUGUUGCUCCGGAAUGAUGUCAUGAAACUUGAUGUGUUGUUUUCUUAAGCCUUGUUUGUUUGAAUUGGUCGAACAGUGAUUUUGUCGUCCAUUGCGUUAGAGGAUGGCAACCGGUCUAGAGUUUGCUGUUUUGGAUAGACUUUGAUUUGGUGGCUUGUUUUGUUGCAUGGGUUGGAGCCCAGGGGGUGGAAGACUGUCGAAUGGUGUCUGAAUGAUGUAUACGAAAAGCAUGUUGGCGAUUUUGCAUUGCUCUAUAGAGGUUCCUAUAUAUAUCUAAUUCAAUAAUAAUGGUUCUUUUUCUCU